Diprion similis is the source of this 434-nucleotide messenger RNA. RefSeq lists its product as uncharacterized. The transcript is spliced from 3 exons. The record is from RefSeq and is a predicted model, not a curated record. NCBI's taxonomy places the organism in Eukaryota, Metazoa, Arthropoda, Insecta, Hymenoptera, Diprionidae. Bases 48 to 434 code for a protein of 128 amino acids.
GUACAGCAGCAGCGUCGUAGUCGCCUAGCGAGCCUGAUAAGCUCGAUAUGAAUAAAAUAAUUGUGUUACUCAUUAUCGGUGCGCUGUGCCAUCAGCGGACUUCCGGUAGACCAAGUCACGGUGAGAAGCAUGAUCAUCACAAAUCAGGCGGAUGUGUUCGAAGAUCAGGCGAUGAAAUGAGAUCAGGGGAAGAGAAGACGGAGGAGUAUAUAGCAAUGGAUGAAGAUCUGGAGGUGGAGGUGAGCGUGUGGGAAAAGAUGUACAACGAAAUGGACGAGGAUAUCCGGAAGGAUCUAGAAAAUCUAGAUCUGGAUCUGAAGAACCAUAUAGAGCAGGAGAAGUACCGGGACGCGGAGAAGGGUGUAAAGGAGAGGCAUCUAGAAGAGGAGAAGCAUAUCGAGGAUGAGAAGAGAGAAAAAGCAUCUGAGGAAUGA